This is a messenger RNA of Mercenaria mercenaria, 487 nucleotides long. RefSeq lists its product as uncharacterized. The transcript is spliced from 2 exons. Lineage: Eukaryota; Metazoa; Mollusca; Bivalvia; Venerida; Veneridae. The coding region runs from base 101 to 487 and encodes 128 amino acids. The record is from RefSeq and is a predicted model, not a curated record.
CAAAAUUCCAGGUAUUGAGUCUAGGAAGUAAAUUUAGAUUUGUUUACACUAACAACGAAUAACGAUAGUAAAAACGACAAGGAUCUAGCUGAAUAUCAUAAUGGAAGAUCCUCUUCAUAUUUUAAUUGUUGGACAUAAUCUUCAGGCAAAAUGCGACGUUGCAAACGCAUUUAUAAAACAAAAGAGUGGAUUCAAACAGUUUAACUGUCGUCAAAAUUUGCUUGUCAAAAAAAUAGUCGGUGCAAAAUCAACUCAGACAGUUGCAGGGCGACAACUUCAUAUUGUCCUCACACCAAACCUCAAUACUCCUGGGUGGACACAUAUGAAUGAUGGAAUAAUUAGCAAAUACACAAACAGAGUGUUUGUUUAUGUUAAAGCACCUGGUCUUGUAAGAGUGAACGAUGAUGAAUCAAUAAAAAACAUUAAAGAAAAGUUUCGGAAACCAAACUUAAAACGUUACGUACAUAAAGAAAAAACGAACGGAUAA